GGCGAAGUUUGAAAGAAAUCGAUUUUUCGACCCGAAACCCACCGGAUCUCUGUUAGGAAGACUGCGCCUAAUACUCAGCAACUAAAGGAGGCGAGCUCACUAGCAGGAACGUCGACAUAAAAAUGUUAUCCACGCUCAUUCUUUUGGCACUUUUUGAAAUAGGGUACAGUUUUAGAGAUGGCCACUGUGAUGAUAUUAACCCUCAUGAGCGGUUAGACUGCAACUUUCAUGGUAUUACAAAGCAACAGUGCGUUGACCGACAAUGUUGCUAUGACAACAGCGAUCAAGGCGCGCCCUAGUGUUUCAAAAGUAGAAAAGAUCUCGAUAACAAAUUUCAGUCCAUUGCUGUCCACAAACGUGCCAAAUGUGCAUGGAUUGGAAUAACUAAAGUAGUUAGCCAAAAGAGAGAGUGCUGUUAUGAUGACCGUGGAUAUAAAAGGGAAUCAAAAUACUGCUUUUAUCCCAGGGGCUUUCUUUUUUGUAAAUUUGUAGAUGCGUAUGACGGUCUGAUCGACUCCCUACUCAACGACGAAUAA
Messenger RNA from Pocillopora verrucosa, 536 nucleotides. Lineage: Eukaryota; Metazoa; Cnidaria; Anthozoa; Scleractinia; Pocilloporidae. The record is from RefSeq and is a predicted model, not a curated record.